AUGCCUCACACUGGCCACUUUGACAAUACCGCCGCCUCUGACAAGGCAGUGAAGAAGACCAUGCAGGCCAAGGGCCUUGGUCAUCCGACGGCUGUCGACUCGCACCCGCAGACGGAUAAGAUGUUCCAGUCUGCGCCGGUCGUCGACGAUGCUCCCAACGCACCAUCAGAACCUAUGGAGACGCUGAAGAACCCGCACUCCGCUGGAACCGACUCGGCCGUACGCGCAGCUGGCGCGACUGGCACGAUGGAGGUGGCGCGAGACGCACCUAUGCGCAACCUCCCGCCAGAGACUGUCGACGUCGACAAGCUGUAG
This is a messenger RNA of Schizophyllum commune H4-8, 315 nucleotides long. RefSeq lists its product as uncharacterized. Bases 1 to 315 code for a protein of 104 amino acids. NCBI's taxonomy places the organism in Eukaryota, Fungi, Basidiomycota, Agaricomycetes, Agaricales, Schizophyllaceae. The transcript is spliced from 3 exons. The record is from RefSeq and is a predicted model, not a curated record.